Molecule: messenger RNA, 936 nt
Organism: Cryptomeria japonica (Japanese cedar)
Lineage: Eukaryota; Viridiplantae; Streptophyta; Pinopsida; Cupressales; Cupressaceae
Product: tabersonine 16-hydroxylase 1-like
Exons: 4
Coding region: 1-936 (311 amino acids)
Molecular function (GO): oxidoreductase activity, acting on paired donors, with incorporation or reduction of molecular oxygen; iron ion binding; heme binding
Source: RefSeq, a predicted model, not a curated record
AUGGGAGAGCUCAUCCACAGUAGCUUUUAUGACAUUUCUAAGAAAUAUGGACCAAUUGCAUCCUUGAAAAUGGGUUUUGUUACUAUAAUUGUGAUUUCUUCUCCUGAGAUGGCGAAAGAAAUUUUGAAAACAAAUUACUUAUUCUAUGACUUCAAGGAUGUGGGAUUCACUCCAUACCGGCCUUAUUGGAGACAGAUGAAGAAACUCUUCAUGGUGGAAUUGUUGAAUGCCAAAAGAAUCGAGUCCAUGAGAUCAAUGCGAGAGGAAGCGGUGUCUCUGGCCGUCCGAUCAGUGUGGGAGAAGAGCCGCCAUGGAACAGUUGCCGUCAAUCUUAGCCAGAUAAUCGCAUCCCUUGCAACUCAAGUUUCUCCUACAUCUAAGAGGCAUAGGUUAAAAAGAAAUACUCCUGUAGUAAAGCCACAUGUAAAAACCAUUCCUACAGCUACUCCAAAGGUUUAUGUGAGAAGGAGUCAGAGAAAAACCUGGAAGGCCCAUCCAGCAGGUGAUCCAAUAGAGGUUAUUUCAGUUGAAGCAUCAAAAGAAGGGAGCCCUAUAGAUGUUGAAACUCAGAAGGAAGAUGGUGUUGAUAGACUCUCAAAUCUAUUAUAUGUGGAAGAGCAUCUUGAGGAACUUGUUGAAGAGAUUCCACGGCCUAAGGAUAUUAACAUUGUUGUAGAUAAGGAGAAUACAGAAGUUAAGGUAGUCGAUGGUGAGAAUAUCAAGAUCUCUAAGACAUUGGCAAAUAUUACUGACUCUCAGAAUAUUGAGACACCGGAAAUGGUAGUGUUCGAAGAAAAAUUGGAGAACUUGGAGAAAGAAAAGGAAAGAAUAAGGCUGAAGGUCCGGGAGCUGAAGAGAAAACUUGGUCCUAGAUUGGAUAGUCUUAUUAUUCAGCAAGUUGAAUUAACUAAGGCAACAAUCCCUGGAGAAAGAUAA